ACCACAGCAAAGCAGUGCAGAAUAAACUCUGUACAAUAAGAUACCCCUCAGAGCAUCAGCAAACUGGGGAAAGAGCAGUUCCCGUUUAGCUGUAAACAUUUGGCAGCAGUGGGAUUUCUCCCUAGGAUCAAGGAUUGUCACCCCUUGUCCUCCCCCUUCCACCCUUUUUCUGCUUCCCCACCAUUCCUGAAUGUUGGACUUGCCAAUUUUGGCUCCCACUGACAUGAGUGACAAUUGGCUGAACGUACAGUCAGAAGAAGAGAAAGGCCAGGAAAGCAGCAUGGCGGAUUCGGGCAACCUGGAUGACAGUUUGACCAGCUUGCAGUGGCUUCAAGAAUUCUCCAUAAUCAAUGCCAACAUGGGCAAGUCAUCUUCUUCUCCAUCCAGUACAGAUCCCCAUGGUUAUCACAAAAUUCCUGGCUCUGCUGCGCCCUGCUCCCCCCUGGCUGGGGAUCCAGCUUGUAUGGGGAUGCCCCAUACGCCAGGCAAGCCCAUCUCCUCUUCUACAUCCAGGACUGCACAUCUGCAAGGCCAACCCCUGGAAGACAUAGAUUACAAGACAAAUCCCCACGUCAAGCCUCCUUAUUCCUAUGCCACACUUAUUUGUAUGGCUAUGGAAGCCAGCAAGAAAACCAAAAUCACCCUCUCAGACAUCUACAAGUGGAUUACAGAUAAUUUCUGCUAUUUCCGGCAUGCUGAUCCCACAUGGCAGAACUCCAUUAGGCACAACCUCUCCUUGAACAAGUGCUUCAUCAAGGUGCCACGAGAGAAGGAUGAACCAGGAAAAGGUGGCUUCUGGAAGAUUGAUCCUCAGUAUGCAGAUAGAUUGAUGAAUGGCGCAUUCAAGAAGCGCAGGAUGCCUCCGGUGCAGAUCCAUCCAGCCUUCACUGGGCGAAUCCAACAGGAUGGCUGCUCCAGUUCUUCUGCUCAACAGGCUGCAACCUCUUGGAAAAGCAAUGGCAUCCUAAAAAUCAAUAUGGAGUCUCAGCAGCUACUCAAAGAGUUUGAAGAAGUCACGAGCAAUGACCAAAACUGGAACCCAACUGUGGAUGGGAAAAUGAGCCAUAAACGUAAGCAGCCUUUGCCAAAACGGAUGUACAAGACAGCCCGCCUCUCCAGCUCCCCCAUGCUGACACAGGAAGAGCAGACAGAACUUGGGUCUCUCAAAGGUGACUUUGACUGGGAAGCUAUCUUUGACACCACUUUAAAUGCUGACUUCUCCAGCUUUGAAGAUUUGGAAAUCACACCUCCCAUUAGCCCAAUAACCAGGGAUGUAGAUUUGACUGUGCAUGGAAGACAUAUUGGUUGCCCACAUGAAUGGUGCCCAGCUGGGCAGGAUUAUGUUUUAACAGAGUCCAACCAGAACAGCCUAGACUUUGAUGAAACCUUCAUUGCUACUUCUUUCCUCCAGCAUCCCUGGGAUGAAGGGAGAAACGAUUACCUCUCGGGUUCUGGCAACAUGGAUCCACUGUUUGAACUCAAUGACCCUACGUUGCAGACAGAAAUGAAUGAGUGGAAUGAUGCUGGUCGCCUUUAAUAUGAGAGAGAACUCAAGCUGGAAGGCUCAAGAUCAUUGUAGACUUACCAGCUCUGCAAGCAAGAUGCUCCCAGUUCUGAAAGACUUUGCAAAGCAAAAGAAUCCUAUAACAAAUGAGAUUUUUUAUUGUGAGGACCAAGUGAAUCACAGAGGUGUCCAGGGUGGUAAAAGAUCUGUAGAGUCUGGCUGACUGUAUCUAAAUGCAACUUAUAUGGGGAACUCUGUACCCCAAAAGAUAACAAUUAAUAAUACAGUACUUAUUUUUGUGUACUUUUAAAGAAAUAUGGAUUUUUCUACUGGGGUGGUGGUGGAGGAAUUUGGAAAAGUCUCGUCUUCCUUGGAGGGAAGGAGAGGUGAAGACGUCUGGGGGGAAAAGGAGGAAGAACUGACCUUGUCUUGCAAACAGCAAGAACAUGUUAGAUCUUCUGCAAUUUUUGUUCCUUCUUCUGUCCAUUAUUUCACCCUGUGUAUUGUGUGAGUGUGUUUGUAUACAUUUGCCCAGAGAAAAUUUCUGUGUAAAAUGUGAGACAAUUAAGUAGCUGACAGGUAUAAUUUCCACCUGUAUUUUGGGAAUUUCAGCCACCUGUCUACACUAGGACUAGUUUAGAAGGUGAAGUCUAUAUACUUUCAAGAUCUUCCAGGCUUUUAAAAUACAGCCUACUACAUAUCUAUAACAAAACCUAUAUUUUUAGCUAAAGGGCACAAUCAGUAGUGUACUGGGAAUGAGGAUUGUAAUAAUGUUAAUUAAGCCUUAAGUGUAUCAAGUGUUUGUUAUACAGAAGGAAAUGUAAUGAAAUAUGCAAGUGGGAAUUCCUGCCAGUAGAGGAUUUAAAUGAAAGAUCCAUAAAUGGGGGCCUGAUGUUCUCCAGAAGGUCCUUUUUACUUAUUUUUGUAUUUCAAAUUCUUUAUACUUUUACAAUCUUGACUGAAUGUGUAUGCUGUAAAACCUGGACAUGAAGUCAUGGCAGGCAGAUCCUCUAAAGAUAUGGAUUACUAACAAAAUACUGUAUUGUUACCUAACCAGAAGACAUGAAGGAAUUUGUAUGUUCACAUGAGACUCUGACAAGUCAGCUGAAAAAAAUCAACAACAGCUGACUUUGAUUAUGAAGGGCUAUAUAUUUUUCUUUUCUUUGGUCAAGGAACUGUCAAAUUGCUGAAAUUUUUCUCUGCUUUAGUUGACACAUUCUUAGAUGUGAUGCCACUGUCAGCCAGUGGCAAUUGGGUGUUAGUUUGAUUCAAACAAAACAGCUCCUAAUGUUCAUGUUCUUCUAUGGUUCUAGACUUAAGUGGACGGACCAAAGACUGUACAUGCAGUGAAAGCUGCAAAUGAAAGAAGGAGUCUAAAGCUUCAGUUUGCCUCAAUGCCCUGUUGUUGUUUUUUUACUCUAGAACUAAGGUGGACACCCAACUAGGUAUUGUUAGCCCAGAGCCAAUAUUCAUCUUAACAUUUGCAUGCAUUUAAAUAAAACAAAAUAUGCUCAAUUCCAAUAGUCAUUAAAGUCAUUAAACCUUGUUUGAAACAUGGUGGUAAUGCAUAUAUAUUGCCUUUUUAAAAUGCCGUAUGAUAGUUCUAUGGAGAGU
Molecule: messenger RNA, 3118 nt
Organism: Pogona vitticeps (central bearded dragon)
Lineage: Eukaryota; Metazoa; Chordata; Lepidosauria; Squamata; Agamidae
Gene: FOXJ1
Product: forkhead box J1
Biological process (GO): regulation of transcription by RNA polymerase II
Cellular component (GO): nucleus
Molecular function (GO): DNA-binding transcription factor activity, RNA polymerase II-specific; RNA polymerase II cis-regulatory region sequence-specific DNA binding
Source: RefSeq, a predicted model, not a curated record